Molecule: messenger RNA, 1095 nt
Organism: Gilbertella persicaria
Lineage: Eukaryota; Fungi; Mucoromycota; Mucoromycetes; Mucorales; Choanephoraceae
Product: phosphoribosyltransferase-like protein
Exons: 3
Coding region: 1-1095 (364 amino acids)
Biological process (GO): 5-phosphoribose 1-diphosphate biosynthetic process; purine nucleotide biosynthetic process
Cellular component (GO): cytoplasm; ribose phosphate diphosphokinase complex
Molecular function (GO): magnesium ion binding; ribose phosphate diphosphokinase activity
Source: RefSeq, a predicted model, not a curated record
AUGCGUAACCUUGUUGUCCUUGGCGGUUCUUCUCACCCAGAAUUCACCGAAAAAGUAUGUCAUCGAUUGGGUAUUUCACCUGGUAAAACCCGUCUUGGCAAAUUCUCGAAUAACGAAACCAGUGUGGAAAUGAAAGAAUCUGUACGAGGUAAAGAUGUCUAUAUUAUCCAAAGUGCUUGUGGUUCUGUCAAUGAUAAUUUCAUUGAACUACUGAUCAUGAUCAAUGGCUGCAAGAUUGCCUCUGCUAAGCGUAUUACAGCCGUGAUCCCUUAUUUUCCUUAUUCACGUCAACCUGAUGUGCCAUUCAAACCCUCAGGUGCACCCUUGACAUUUUUACCUCCUCAAACACCUCCUGUUCAAACACAUCCUGUCAAAGUGGAUGAUGUGUCUAAGCAACUUAUUCGCCAAUUAGGACAAGCAUCUGUUCAAGACAGAAAAAAGGAAAAUGCACCUUAUCGUGAAUGGAGAGCACGUCCUGGUGUCUUGAUUGCUGAUCUAUUGACUUGUGCAGGUGCUGAUCAUGUGAUCACCAUGGAUCUUCAUGAUGCUCAAUAUCCAGGCUUUUUUGAUUGUCCUGUGGAUAAUUUGACCAGUAUCUAUACAGCCAUCAACUAUAUUCGUCUUAAUAUUCCUAAUUAUUCUGAAGCCAUCAUUGUCUCUCCUGAUGCAGGUGGUGCUAAAAGAGCCACGUCCAUUGCAGAGAAAUUAUGUAUGGAUUUCGCACUUGUCCAUAAAGAAAGACCCAAGAUCCAAUCCCAAAAAAAGGAAUCUAUCCUUGUAGGUGAUGUACGUGGACGUGAAUGUAUCUUAAUUGACGAUAUUACCGACACUUCUUACACCAUCACAAAAGCAGCACGACUAUUAAAAGAAAAGGGUGCACAUAAGAUUUAUGCUUUAGUGAGUCAUGCUAUUCUUUCGGCUGAUGCUGUGAAUCAUAUUGAUGCCAGUGCUAUCGAUGAAUUGAUUGUAUCUAAUUCAGUGCCUCAAGGACAGCAUCCUAAAAUCAAAGUAUUUGAUGUUACUUCUUUGUUUUCAGAGGCUAUUCGUCGUACUCAUUUUGGUGAAUCUCUUUCCAAGUUAUUUGAAGAAGCAUAA